GUCCGGCCGUCCAUCUGUCCACCCGCGGUUCUCCCGCAUCUCCCCGGCUCGGAGCCUGACGCCACCGCCGCCGCCUUCACUCUCCUGAGACAUCUUCCUGGGACAAGUCCCUACCUCACACACCAGGAUGGGGUGCCAAGUGUUGCUGGGCCUUGGCCACCAGAUGCUGCGCCGGAAGGUGGUGGACUGCAGCCGGGACGAGGGCCGCCUGUCUCGCUGCCUCAACACCUUCGACCUGGUGGCCCUGGGCGUGGGCAGCACGCUGGGCGCCGGCGUCUACGUGCUGGCAGGGGCCGUGGCCCGCCAGGACGCCGGCCCCGCCAUCGUCCUCUCCUUCCUCAUCGCCGCGCUGGCCUCUGUGCUGGCCGGCCUGUGCUACGGGGAGUUUGGUGCCCGGGUCCCCAAGACCGGCUCGGCCUACCUCUACAGCUACGUGACAGUGGGCGAGCUCUGGGCCUUCAUCACCGGCUGGAACCUGAUCCUGUCCUACGUCAUCGGCACGUCGAGCGUGGCCAGGGCCUGGAGCGCGACAUUUGACGAGCUGAUCGGCAGGCCCAUUGGGGAGUUCUCCCGGAGGCACAUGGCCCUCAACGCCCCCGGCGUGCUGGCCAAAAACCCGGACAUAUUUGCUGUCAUCAUCAUCCUCAUCUUAACAGGUCUCCUGACUUUCGGGGUGAAGGAGUCGGCCAUGGUCAACAAGGUGUUCACCUGCGUCAACGUGCUGGUCCUGGGCUUCAUCAUGGUCUCGGGGUUCGUCUUGGUCAAGGACUCCAUCCAAAACUGGCAGCUUCCCCCGGAGGGGCUCCGGAACGCGUCCGACUACCCCUGCCUCCAAAACGGCACCAGGGAAAAAGGGAGGCCGGAUGCGGGCGGCUUCAUGCCCUUUGGGCUGUCAGGAGUGCUGUCAGGGGCAGCGACCUGCUUCUACGCCUUCGUGGGCUUCGACUGCAUCGCCACCACAGCGUCCCCGCGGGGUGUGAGGUGCCCUCUUCCUGACAUGCACCCUCUUCUGUGUUCCUCUCUCCUGUCCAGCCUGCUGGGGUCCAUGUUCCCCAUGCCUCGGGUCAUUUAUGCCAUGGCCGAAGACGGGCUCCUCUUUAAGUUUCUGGCCAAAAUCAACGACAGGACCAAAACGCCCAUCACCGCCACGGUCGUCUCCGGGGCCAUCGCCGCGGUGAUGGCCUUCCUCUUCGACCUGAAGGACCUGGUGGACCUCAUGUCCAUCGGGACGCUGCUGGCCUACUCUCUGGUGGCCGCCUGCGUGCUGGUCUUACGGUACCAGCCGGAGCAGCCCAACCUCGUGUACCAGAUGGCCCGAACCACAGACGAGCUGGACCCCGUGGACCACCACGAGCUGGUGUGCACCAGCGACUCCCAGACAGGGUUUCUGCCACAGGCCAAGUUCUCCCUGAAAGGCAUCCUGUCGCCGCCCAACACGGAACCCUCCAGAAUCUCAGGGCUCACUGUGAACAUCGCCACCAGCCUCAUAGCUGCCCUCAUCAUCCUCUUCUGCCUGGUGGCUGUGCUGGGCAAGGAGGCGCUGGCGGCUGGCGAGCUGUGGGCCAUCUUCCUGCUGGCCGGCUCGGCCCUCCUCUGCACCGUGGUCACCGUCAUCAUCUGGAGGCAGCCCGAGAGCAAGACCAAGCUCUCCUUCAAGGUGCCCUUCCUCCCUGUGCUGCCCACCCUGAGCAUCUUUGUCAACGUGUACCUCAUGAUGCAGCUGGACCAGGGCACGUGGGUGCGCUUUGCAGUCUGGAUGCUUGUUGGCUUCGCCAUCUACUUCGGCUAUGGCCUAUGGCACAGCGAGGAGGCGUCCCUGGCAGCGGGCCAGGCGAGGACUCCCAACGGACAGCUGGACCACUGCAAAUGACAGGGCCACUCCAGCCCUGGGGACCCUUGGAGGCCGGGGCUUACCCACCCUCUCUCCCCCUGUGGGGCAGGAAAUCCCUCCCUACAGAGAGCCCACCGCCUGUUCCCGCCCAGGCCUGAGCCCUUGGCCUCUGCAGAGAAGGUGCCCCCACUUCUCGCCGCUCCCAGGGACCCCUCUCCCAGGGCCGAGUCUGGUAUUGAAGGCCAACGUGCUUACUCGAACUAAGGACAGCCACCGCCCUCCUCGGUCCUGGCCCGCCGCAGGGGGGGCCCCCCCGGCCACCUGGUCCUUGAGAAUCAAACCUCCGUGGUGGGGUGUUGGAAGGUGACCCUCCACACACACACACACACACACACACACACACACACUGAGUCCACCUUCCCUUUAGGGCUCUGCUUGUGUAUACACUGUGACAGGCCCUCAGAGGACACCCUGGGGCCCCCAACAGUAUCAGGAGUGGGGGUCACAUCUGGACAAAGGGCAGGGUGGCCACCCCAGAGGCUUCCUGCCCCACUGCUAACGGCCCAGGCUGCUCCAGCUGCUGCGCACAGGGUCCCCUAAGGCUGUGGCCCGUGAGAUGGCAGCAGGGGCAGAAUGAGUAAGAGGAGGCUGUGGGAGGGACUGGCCUCCCCUGGCUGGAAUUCGUUUUUGAGGGUCUUCCCCAGCCUGGUCCUUGAAUUCCGGAAUGACUGGUUGGCCGUCUGGACCUUGUAAGGUUUCUGAGGCAGUCGUGGGCCAGGGCCAGGGCCAGGGUGGUGGUGCCCAGUCCUCCCGGGCCUGCUGGCCCAUGACGCCACCCUCCUGGCCCCUCUUCACGUAUUAUCCAACGACGUUUACUUAGGCAGGCGCUGCUGUGAAUCACUCCACCAUGCCAAGGCUGCCGAUUCUUGUUCCCGGGAAUGGCCGUGGCCUUUGCUCCGUAACGGGGCCUGCGGGCUGCUCAGGGCAGGGGGCUGGGGGGGUGGCGAUGUUCUUCUGGUGGCCCUGUGACACGCUGACCCACGCCAAGCCUGGUCGACUGGCCCCUCACACCACACUCCACGAGGCCGGGACCCUCCCACACACUGCACUCCAUCCCAUGAUCCUCUCGGAGCAGGAGCAGGGCGAGGCUCAGCCUCAUUUCCGCACAGAAUGCGACGCGGGAGGCGGACGGGCCUCCGUGUCAGUAGGAGAUGACAGCAGUCAGCAGGCUGGACCGUUUGAAAAAGAGGAAAUGUGUGUCACCCCCUCACCCCCACCCCUGUCAACCCCCUGCUGAUCUUUGACCUCUGAUAGAGGUCUGCUGCAUGAUGCCAUUUUUCCUCCUGUCCUGGAGAGAAACGGCCACCAGGCUGUGAGUUGGUCUCCCAGGAGCCAGUGGGGAGGGGGCAGCGAGGCAGAGAGCCGAGGGGUCAGGGCUAGGAAUGGUGGGGGUGGGGAGGGGUGACGGACGCCAAACCCCAUUUGUGUGGAAUGUCCCAGCCUCCAUCAAAAGUCCAAAGCUUGGGUUUCCAAAGAAGGAAAGUCUUUAAAUUUCUGCGGAUUGGUGCUGUAAAAUAUUUUGAUACAUAAUUAACUUAUUUUGGAUUGUCUGUUGCCCUCUGGGGGCCCCACACCCCCCGUGCUUGGUUGCGUUUCAUUUCCUGUCGGGGUGAGGAGAACUCGGGGUGUGGUGGGACCCCCGUGAGGCGGGAGACAAUUCUCCUAUUUGGCUUUCCUCUUCCUGGCUGGAGCUCCCAAGGAGGCCAUCUCUGACGGGUGACCUUUUAGCCACGCGCAGCCUGCAGGGAGGGGGCUUCGCAAAGCUGCCGGGAGGAUGAGAUUAAAAGACCAGGGUUUUCCCCUCGGACUUCCGAAGCCCCGGGGCAGACUGGGCAGAGGAAAGGAUAAAUCAUUGAUUCUUUCCCCCCCACCAUGACCCUUCUGAAGCCCCUGGCCUGUUACCCGAUAAAGGGUGCGUGUCCCCAUUGGGCUGCUUACCUGGCAGUAUUGGGCCCCCCCACCCUGAGGCUUGCGUGCUCCAGCUGGCCCCGCAGGAACGGGGCACGGAAGAGGACACCCCCACGCCCAGGGAGACGCGGCCGCGGCACCGCUAGAGGACACUUGCUGGCAAGGGUGGCGUGUGGCUCCUUGGGUCACAAACCAGUCAUGGGCGAUGCGCUUGGGCUACAGCGUGCACACUGGUGCAGGGUGGCCAAGGAUCCCAGGCCGCCCCCGUCUGCUGUCCCUGGUAGGAAUCGGCCUCCGCUUGGGGGGGUCACCAUCCAUCAGGGCUUCCUCGUGUGGAGCCCCCACCCCCCAAAGGUCCAGGUCUGAAAGACCCGUUUGGGGUGAAGAGACCUCGGUGCUGCCUCGCGGACCUCCAGGCCCGCGUGUUUCCGUGAGCCGGCAGGGCCCCCACUGCCACUCCAAGCAGACACCCCCACCCAGCUUGGGCCCAGGGGUCCUCAGGAGAGAUGGAUGGAAGGUGUCUCCAAGGACACAGCUGGGGAGGCACCCCCACUCUGACUCCAGGCCGGGGGUGACCAGCGGGGUGUGGGCGCACAGACACGAGUCUCCGCGGAGGGACGGCUGAGGACACCUGGCCACAGGUGGGUGGACGGCGCAGCCAGGCACACUGGAUUGCAUCCUUGGCAUCGGGACGUGCGACGGGCUUCGAGGUGGCCGGUCCACGGCCCCCCGCCUUCGCCCACUGCUCCGAUGCUGUGUCCCCCUGCACCCAUGCCUCGCCGCUCCUGGUCACCCCACCCCAGGGGUGGGGACCCCCGGGAGACAGCGUCCGUCGCACACAAAACGCCCAGACCGACUUUCUCAGGGGAUUCUCGGGUCCAGCCCGAUGGGCGACCAGACUUGGCUCAUAUCUGAACGAGGUGUUCGGCUGCCCCUUGGGUGACAAGGGAACGUUGACGCUGGGGACUUAGUUUCCCGCUUAAGUCUCUGUGCCAUGCAGACCCCCUGUGUGCUCACCCACCACGCACAGGAAGAUGACUGUCAACUGCGUCAUUACGUCGUGUAUUUCUGCGUCCUGGGUCUCGGGAGCCCGGGCUAGGUCAUCAAGGAGGACUGGUUUAUCAAACCGAUAAGGGCAGUGGUCCCUCCCCAUGGACAUCUGCAUCUCCCGAUGAACACGGAGCCAAUUUACGAAAGGAGGGCCACUGCUGUGUUUGGGUUUCCCCCCCUAAUUUUUAAUUAUGUGAAUUGUAUAUUUUUUGCUCGUUCGGAUGUUCUAUUUUUCUAAUAGGUUUUGUUUUGUUUUUUAGAGUUUAUUAUAAUUGUGAUAUUAGAUUUUGAUUCUGAUGCUAAUUUCGCAAAUCGGGCUGGUCUCUGGGCCCCUCCUGUCUCCAUUUCUUUCAUCCCCCCCAUUUUCAUUGUUUUUUUUUUAAGGACAAGUCUAGGUGUCGUCCACCUGCCCCCUACCCCCAAAUCAAAACAAAAACCCGUGAACCUCUCUUUUUGUUGCCUUUCUGCCGACCACACUGUAUCUUGCUAACUUCCGGCCGGCCUCUCUUGUAAAAUCAGCCGUUGUUUAAUGGUACAUCAUCUCACACUUCUGCCACUUCUAAUAAAUUAUGUCCGUAGCUUCAUCCAG
Molecule: messenger RNA, 5438 nt
Organism: Echinops telfairi (small Madagascar hedgehog)
Lineage: Eukaryota; Metazoa; Chordata; Mammalia; Afrosoricida; Tenrecidae
Gene: SLC7A1
Product: solute carrier family 7 member 1
Exons: 12
Coding region: 128-1870 (580 amino acids)
Biological process (GO): transmembrane transport; amino acid transport
Cellular component (GO): plasma membrane
Molecular function (GO): amino acid transmembrane transporter activity
Source: RefSeq, a predicted model, not a curated record